This is a messenger RNA of Tetrahymena thermophila SB210, 846 nucleotides long. RefSeq names its product thioesterase family protein. Lineage: Eukaryota; Ciliophora; Oligohymenophorea; Hymenostomatida; Tetrahymenidae. The record is from RefSeq and is a predicted model, not a curated record. The transcript has a single exon.
AUGCAAGGAAUAAAAAGCUUCGCAAAAUAUUCUUUAGUUUUCCUUUCAGGAAUAGGAUUUUAGUAGAUAUACUCUAACAAAAAAGUUAAUUUAAUGGAAGCAAUUGAUGCUAAAACAUCUUAAUUUAGGGAGUAUUUAAACGAACACAAAUUUAUCUAUCCUAAGAUUUAUGAUAGCUACUUAAAUUUUUGGAAUAAAGAUCACUUCUUAGAAAAACUCAUUUUAAAGGAGAGCAAUGGGUUACUCCACUAUAAGAUAUUCUUCCCAGAAGAGUUUUUAGAAAACAUUUUUAAAGAAGAUAGCCAAUAAACAGUUGAAGAAAAGCUGAAAUAUUGUAAAAUGUCUUGUGUUUUCACAGCAAGUUCUUCAUUGCAAGGACAUAUGGAUAUAGUUCAUGGAGGAUUCUUGGCAACAAUUAUUGAUAAUCUCUAUGGAUAAUUGGGAACUCUGUCAAAUGACUUGAAACCUUGCGCAACAGCUAAUUUAAAUAUAAAUUACAAAAAACCAGUAAAAGUAGGAGAAGAAUAUAUUAUUAAGCUAGAAGUUUCUAAAAUAGAUGGAAGAAAAGUCUACAUUACUGCUUAGAUAGAAGACCACAAAGGUCAAAUCCACAUUGAAAGCACAGCUCUUAUGAUUUCUGUUAAUUGGGGAACUUCAUCUUGGAAAAAGAUGUUCACCCAUUUACACAAUAUUUCCAAAUUGAAUGAAAAUCCUAUUGAAAAGCAGUAAAAUCUUAUUUUGUAAAAAGACAGUAAUUUGAUUAAUCCAGAAUACAUGCUAAAUAAGGAGUAUUUAAAGUUAGAGCGUCCUAUGUCGCGCCUUUAUGAUUUAUUUAUUCCAUAUUGA